CUUCUUCUUUACUCUUCUUUGCCUUUCAUUGCUCGCUUGGGAAUUACACUUUUUACGGAAUUACGCCCCUUUUUUAAUUGGCUUUCUCGCGGUCUUUGCGGAGGUUUGGGCUUUUGUUGAUUUGCUGGCGUCAUCUCCCGAACGCUUCAGCCUUUGCAUACCUUUGGGAAUUGCUGGAUGAGGGAGCUGCCUGACGGCCGUCGGUAAACAUGGCGCCUCUUCCGAUUAAAUUUACGGAACUACUUCAGUUGACGAACCUCGAUAUUGUGCCCGCAUCUAUCGGAUUCAAUUCAUGUACCCUUGAAUCCGAUUCAUUCGUGUGCGUUCGUCAAAAGUUACCCGAAAGUGACAAAACGCAAGUCAUUAUCAUCAACCUCAAGAAUAAUAAUGAAGUCGUUCGUCGGCCCAUCAACGCCGAUAAUGCUAUCAUGCAUUGGAACCGAAACAUCAUCGCCCUCAAGGCCCAGGGUAGAACCGUUCAAGUCUUUGACCUCCAGGCGAAGGAGAAAUUGAAAUCCGCCGUGCUCACCGAGGAUGUUGUGUAUUGGAAAUGGUUCAGCGAGACGAGUUUGGGCCUGGUAACAGAGGCUGCGGUUUACCAUUGGAACGUCUUCGAUCCGUCUCAGCAUGCGCCUAUAAAGAUGUUUGACCGCAUCGCUAAUCUAAACGGAUGCCAAAUCAUCAGCUACAAAGUCAACGAAGAUCAGAAAUGGAUGGCUGUCGUCGGUAUCAGCCAGCAGCAAGGACGCAUUGUUGGAACGAUGCAGCUUCACUCCGUCGAGCGUGGUAUUUCACAGCACAUUGAAGGCCAUGCCGCCGCUUUCGCAUCCAUCUCUGUCGAAGGCUCCCCCUUGCCGCACAAGCUUUUCACGUUUGCUGUUCGCACUCAAACCGGAGCAAAACUGCAGAUCGCGGAGAUCGAUCACCAAGAACCUAAUCCGAAGUUUGCGAAGAAGGCUGUGGAGAUCUACUUCCCACCAGAGGCGACCAAUGAUUUCCCGGUCGCGAUGCAGGUUUCGAAGAAAUAUGACAUUGUAUAUCUCGUCACAAAAUUCGGCUUCAUUCAUCUAUAUGACCUAGAAACCGGCACGUGCAUUUUCAUGAACCGCAUCUCAAGCGAGACGAUCUUCGUUACGACUCCAGACUCGGAAUCCACGGGUCUGGUCGGGGUCAACCGCAAGGGUCAAGUCCUAUCCGUCAGCGUUGACGAGAGCACCAUCAUUCCUUACCUCCUCGAUAAUCCAGCCAACACAUCGCUUGCUGUUAAGCUGGCUGCUAAGGGAGGCCUUCCAGGUGCAGAUAAUCUUCUCCAGAGACAAUUCGAGACGCUCCUUUCCCAGCAGAACUAUAUAGAGGCUGCAAAGGUUGCGGCAAACUCACCACGUGGCUUCCUCCGUACCCCGGAGACCAUUAACCGCCUCAAGAGCGCUCCUCAGAGUGCACAAGGAAUGUCCGUCAUUCUCCAGUAUUUCGGCAUGCUGUUGGACAAGGGUUCGUUAAACAAGUAUGAAAGUAUUGAAUUGGUUCGACCCGUUAUGCAGCAGAGUCGAAAGCAUCUGCUCGAAAAAUGGCUUAGUGAGGACAAGCUUGAGUGUUCUGAGGAGCUGGGUGAUAUUGUGCGACCAUACGAUGUUGGCCUUGCUUUGGGGAUCUAUUUGAAGGCAAACGUCCCCCACAAAGUUGUCGCUGGGUUUGCGGAAACCGGACAGUUUGACAAGAUUAUUGCUUACUCCAAGCAAGUUGGCUUCCAGCCUGAUUAUGUCCAACUUCUCCAGCACAUCGUUCGCGUUAACCCCGAAAAGUGUGCCGAGUUCGCUGGUCAACUUGUUAGCGAGGAGAGUGGCGCCGUCGUCGAUCUCGAUCGUGUGGUUGAUGUUUUCAUAUCUCAAAAUAUGAUCCAACAAGCCACUGCUUUCUUGCUGGAUGCCCUCAAGGACAACAAGCCGGAACAUGGGCACCUCCAGACUCGCCUCCUGGAAAUGAAUCUCGUAAAUGCUCCUCAGGUUGCGGAUGCUAUUCUCGGAAAUGAAAUGUUCACCCAUUACGACAAGGCCAGGGUCUCACAACUCUGCGAAGGUGCUGGGUUGUACCAGCGAGCUUUGGAGAACACCGAGGAUCCUGCGGUCAUCAUGCGCAAUAUCGUCCGGACCGAUAAAUUAAAUCCCGACUGGCUGUCCAAUUACUUCGGGCGCUUGUCAGUUGAACAGUCCUUGGAGUGUAUGAACGAAAUGCUCAAAGUGAACCUGCGGCAGAAUCUUCAAGCCGUGGUGCAGUUGGCUACCAAGUACUCGGACCUGUUGGGCGCGACCAACUUGAUCAAUCUCCUCGAGAAAUACCGAACGGCAGAAGGCCUAUACUACUACCUUGGCAGCAUCGUCAAUUUGAGCGAAGAUCCUGACGUGCACUUCAAGUAUAUCGAAGCCGCUACCAAGAUGGGCCAGAUGACAGAGGUUGAGCGAAUCUGCCGUGAGAGCAACUACUAUAAUGCUGAGAAAGUCAAGAACUUCCUCAAGGAGGCCCGUCUCACCGAGCAGCUUCCUCUAAUUAUUGUCUGUGACAGAUUCAAUUUCAUCCACGAUUUAGUCCUUUACCUGUACCAGAAUCAGCAGUACAAUUCCAUUGAGGUAUAUGUUCAGAGAGUCAAUCCGUCUCGAACACCAGCUGUUGUGGGAGGACUUCUCGACGUCGAUUGCGAUGAGGGCAUUAUCAAGAAUCUCCUUUCAACCGUGGAUCCUUCGUCCAUUCCGAUCGAUGAGCUUGUCUCCGAGGUAGAGACCCGGAACCGCUUGAAGAUUCUCCUUCCAUUCCUUGAGAGCACUCUUGCUACCGGAAACCAGCAACAGGCAGUAUAUAACGCCCUUGCCAAGAUUUACAUUGAUAGCAACAAUAAUCCCGAGAAGUUCUUGAAGGAGAAUGAUCUCUACGAUACAUUGGUUGUCGGUAAAUAUUGCGAGAAGCGUGAUCCAAACUUGGCUUACGUUGCGUACCGAAAGGGCCAAAAUGACUUGGAGCUCAUCAACAUCACCAAUGAGAAUUCGAUGUACCGAGCCCAGGCAAGAUAUCUUCUUGAACGCGCCGACCCGGAGAUUUGGGCCUUUGUAUUAAACAGCAAUAACAUCCACCGCCGCUCUCUGGUCGAUCAAGUGAUUGCCACCGCCGUGCCAGAAUCAGCCGAGCCAGACAAGGUUUCCAUUGCCGUUAAAGCUUUCCUCGAUGCUGAUUUGCCUACAGAGCUGAUCGAGCUCUUGGAGAAGAUUAUCCUGGAGCCAUCUCCAUUCAGCGACAACAGCAGUCUGCAGAAUCUCUUGAUGCUUACGGCUGCCAAGGCGGACAAGGGCCGGUUGAUGGAUUACAUCCACCAGCUGACAGAGUUCAAUGCCGAUGAAAUCGCAAGCAUGUGUCUGUCUGUCGGCCUGUAUGAAGAAGCGUUCGAGAUCUACAAGAAGGUUGACAACCACAUCUCCGCCACAAACGUGCUUGUCGACUAUAUUGUCAGCAUUGACCGCGCGCAAGAGUACGCUGAACGUGUUGAGCUCCCAGAAGUCUGGAGCAAAGUAGCAAAGGCUCAGCUGGAUGGCCUUCGCGUUUCCGAUGCCAUUGCUUCGUAUAUCCGGGCUGGAGACCCAUCGAACUACAAUGAAGUCAUUGAGACCGCCACUCACGCCGGCAAGGACGAGGACCUCGUCGAAUUCUUGAAGAUGGCCCGAAAGACUCUCCGUGAGCCGGCUGUCGACACUGCGCUCGCCCUCUCCUAUGCCAGACUUAACCAGCUUCCUGAGCUUGAAGACUUCCUUCGCGGAGCUAACGUUGCAGACAUCGAAGCUUCUGGCGACAAGGCCUACGAAGAAGGGUAUCACGAAGCCGCCAAGAUCUUCUUCACUAGUAUCUCCAACUGGGCAAAACUCGCCACCACCCUCGUCCAUCUCGAGGAUUACCAGGCUGCGGUCGAAUGCGCUCGAAAAGGAAACAGCGUCAAGGUCUGGAAGCAGGUUAACGAGGCCUGUGUUGCCAAGAAAGAGUUCCGGCUGGCCCAGAUCUGCGGUCUCAACCUCAUCGUCCACGCGGAGGAGUUGCAGGACCUGGUGCGCCAGUAUGAGCGUAACGGAUACUUCGACGAGCUCAUCGCUUUGCUCGAGGCCGGUCUAGGCUUAGAGAGGGCACACAUGGGCAUGUUCACCGAGCUCGGCAUCGCCCUGUCGAGAUAUCACCCGGACAGAGUGAUGGAGCACCUGAAGCUUUUCUGGACACGCAUCAAUAUCCCCAAGAUGAUCCGAGCCUGCGAGGAAGCGAAUCUCUGGCCCGAGCUGGUAUUCUUGUACUGCCAUUACGACGAGUGGGAUAACGCUGCCUUGGCGAUGAUGGAGCGGGCGGCGGAUGCCUGGGAACACCACUCCUUCAAGGACAUCAUUGUGAAGGUGGCGAACCUGGAGAUCUACUACCGGGCACUAAACUUCUACCUCCAGGAACAGCCGCUGCUGCUGACGGACCUGCUGCAAGUUCUUACGCCACGGAUCGAUGUGAAUCGGGUGGUGCGCAUGUUCGAGAAGUCCGACAACAUCCCGCUGAUCAAGCCGUUCCUGCUCAACGUCCAGCCCCAGAACAAGAAAGCGGUCAACAACGCGAUCAACGAUCUGCUGAUCGAGGAAGAGGACUACAAGACGCUGCGCGACUCCGUUGAGAACCACGACAACUACGACCCGGUUGAGCUGGCGCAGAGGCUCGAGAAGCACGACCUGGUGUUCUUCCGACAGAUCGCGGCGAGCAUCUACCGCAAGAACAAGCGGUGGGAGAAGUCGAUCUCGCUGUCGAAGCAGGACAAGCUCUUCAAGGAUGCGAUCGAGACAGCGGCAAUUUCGGGCAAGACCGAGGUUGUGGAGGACCUUUUACGUUACUUUGUGGACAUCGGCAGCCGCGAGUGCUAUGUGGGCAUGCUGUACGCGUGCUACGAUCUGAUCCGGCCGGACGUGGUGCUUGAGAUGUCGUGGCGACACGGGCUGAACGACUUCACGAUGCCGUACAUGAUCAACAUGCUGAGCCAGCAGGUGCGGACGAUCGAGAUGCUGAAGAAGGACAACGAGGAGCGCAAGGCGAAGGAGGCGGCGCAGCAGAAGGAGGAGGACAACACGCCGGUGCUUGGGGGGACGAGACUGAUGCUGACGCAGGGACCGGCCAGCCCAGCAGCGCACGCGAUGCCGCUUGGAGGGCAGACAAAUGGGAUCACGCCUCAGAUGACGGGCUUCCGGCCAUUCUAAAAAAAAAAAAAAAAAAGAAAAAUUAUUAAUCAGGAGGACGAUUGGUAGUUUAUCUAGGCCGGUGGGACGGGGAAAGGGGCGCCAUGACUGCAUUUUACUUAGUUUGUGACAAUAGAUUCGAAUUUUUUUUUUUAUUUUUUCUUUGUUUCUUCGGACUUCAGGUGCUCCUUUCUACUGUUGUUGUAUGCCUUGAAUUAUGCCUUUUUUUUUUAAUUUUUGCUCCUGUAAUCCUAGCUAACGUCUUCGAGAGCUGUUUUAUUUUCCUUGUUCUUCUCGCUGGGGGAAAAUACUUUUAGUACUCCCGUAUCUUGGUGGGAAAAGGUAUUCAUUCUCCAAUGCAGGUUUUUUCACUUUAUG
Coccidioides immitis RS is the source of this 5609-nucleotide messenger RNA. Its product is annotated as clathrin heavy chain. Bases 210 to 5252 code for a protein of 1680 amino acids. Gene Ontology annotation, biological process: intracellular protein transport; receptor-mediated endocytosis; Golgi to endosome transport. Gene Ontology annotation, molecular function: clathrin light chain binding; structural molecule activity. The transcript is spliced from 6 exons. NCBI's taxonomy places the organism in Eukaryota, Fungi, Ascomycota, Eurotiomycetes, Onygenales, Onygenaceae. The record is from RefSeq and is a predicted model, not a curated record. Gene Ontology annotation, cellular component: clathrin complex; clathrin coat of trans-Golgi network vesicle; actin cortical patch.